AUGAUCUCUGCACAGCAGCCACCAUUCCCCAACAAAAUUCAAAGAGUAAUGGACUGCCACACUGAGGAAGAAGAAGCCUGCGAAGAGCAGUACGACUCUGAAAACUGCACUUGCAGCUCCAAGCAUGCACCAACAGCAGAAUCCGACUCAGAUACACCCGUGAUUCUUAAAAUAGUACAGAACUGGGUUCCUCGAGUUUCCCACUACUUUGAUAAAGAGCACUACACGUACGCAGGCCACCAGAUCGUCAUCCAAGAGUCCAUUGAACACUUUGGAGCUGUGGUGUGGCCAGGGGCACUGGCUUUAUCUCAAUAUCUGGAAUCAAAUCAAGAACAAUUCAACCUCAAGGACAAAAAAGUUUUGGAAAUUGGCGCUGGAACAGGCUUGCUUUCCAUUGUGGCCUGUAUCUUAGGAGCUUACGUUACAGCUACCGACUUGCCUGAAGUUCUCGAAAAUCUGUCAUAUAAUAUUUCAAGAAAUACACAAAACAUGACUAAGCACAAACCUGAAGUGAGGAAACUGGUGUGGGGAGAAGGCCUCAAUGAAGACUUUCCUGUAUCGACUCACCACUAUGAUUUCAUACUAGCAACUGAUGUUGUGUACCACCAUACAGCUCUAGACCCCCUGCUAGCAACAAUGGUGUAUUUCUGUAAGCCAGGAACAGUACUACUAUGGGCAAAUAAAUUCAGAUUCAGUACAGACUAUGAAUUUUUGGAAAAACUUUGCAAUAUAUUUAACACAACCAUUCUAGCAGAAUUUCCAGAAUCAAAUGUCAAGCUGCUUAAAGCCACAGUAAGAGAGAACUAA
Mesitornis unicolor (brown roatelo) is the source of this 807-nucleotide messenger RNA. It is a transcript of the gene METTL21C, whose product is annotated as methyltransferase like 21C. Gene Ontology annotation, cellular component: cytoplasm; cytosol. Bases 1 to 807 code for a protein of 268 amino acids. The record is from RefSeq and is a predicted model, not a curated record. Lineage: Eukaryota; Metazoa; Chordata; Aves; Mesitornithiformes; Mesitornithidae. Gene Ontology annotation, molecular function: protein-lysine N-methyltransferase activity. Gene Ontology annotation, biological process: peptidyl-lysine methylation. The transcript is spliced from 4 exons.